Messenger RNA from Arachis stenosperma, 747 nucleotides. RefSeq lists its product as uncharacterized. The record is from RefSeq and is a predicted model, not a curated record. Bases 1 to 747 code for a protein of 248 amino acids. Lineage: Eukaryota; Viridiplantae; Streptophyta; Magnoliopsida; Fabales; Fabaceae. The transcript has a single exon.
AUGGCUAGGAUAGAGGCUAUGCUUGCAAACUUUUGUAAGGAAGUUGAAGACAUAAAGAAAUUCAAGGAGGAAGUAGUAUCCAAUCGGCAAAAUCAAGAUACUGCCACUCAGAAGCUUGAAGCACAAGUUGGAUAUUUAUCUAAACAAGCCCCUAGUUACAAUUCUAAUGGUGCCACCAGGACAACUUCCAGAGAAGAAUGCAAAGCUAUUACCCUCAGAAGUGGAAGAGAAUUGGAGGAGAAAUCAAGGGAGACUAAAGAGGAGGAAACAGGGGAUAGUUCAACUGACAAGGAAGAAGCACAAACACCAAAGGCUCCUUACCCUCAACGCUUAAUGAAGAAUGCAAAGGACAGUAAAUUUUCCAAAUUUUUGGAGAUUUUUAAGAAACUUCAGAUCAACAUUCCCUUUGCUGAAGCAUUAGAGCAAAUGCCACUCUAUGCUAAGUUUCUGAAGGAAUUGAUGACCAAGAAGAGAAGUUGGAGGAAUAAUGAAACUGUGAUACUGACUGAGGAAUGUAGUGCUAUUAUCCAACAUAAGCUACCUCAAAAAUUGAAGGACCCAGAAAGCUUCCAAAUCCCCUGCAUCAUAGGGGAAAUAACAGUCGAAAAAGCCUUAUGUGACUUGGGAGCUAGUAUAAAUCUGAUGUCCUUAACUAUGAUGAAAAGAAUGAAGAUUGAGAAAGCCAAACCAACAAGAAUGGCCCUCCAAUUGGCAGAUCGGUCAUUCAAGUUCCCUCAUAGAAUAUAG